Glarea lozoyensis ATCC 20868 is the source of this 441-nucleotide messenger RNA. RefSeq lists its product as uncharacterized. Bases 1 to 441 code for a protein of 146 amino acids. The record is from RefSeq and is a predicted model, not a curated record. The transcript has 2 exons. Gene Ontology annotation, molecular function: glutathione transferase activity; glutathione peroxidase activity. Lineage: Eukaryota; Fungi; Ascomycota; Leotiomycetes; Helotiales; Helotiaceae. Gene Ontology annotation, cellular component: nuclear envelope; membrane; endoplasmic reticulum.
AUGUCGACCUUUACCAUCAGUCCAGACUAUGGCUAUGUCAUCCUCGCCGCCUCUACAACCUUCAUCAUGCAUUUUGUCCACAUUGGCAAUGUAGGAAAAUACCGCAAGCUCGCCAAGGUAGCCUACCCAAAAGCCUACGCCCCAGAGUCACGAACAGACAAUGAAGCACACCUCUUCAACUGCGCUCAGCGCGCGCAUUCCAACUUCAUCGAGAAUCAGGUAUCCAUGCUCGGCGCAUUGAUGCUAGCAGGUAUCGGAUUCCCAAAAACGGCGGGUGCUUUGGGAGGUGCAUGGACAGUGGCCAGAUAUCUCUACAUGACGGGUUACAACAAAGGAGGUGAGGGUGGGAAGGGUCGAUACCGUGGUAUCUGGUUCUGGUUAUGCCAGGCUGGACUCGUAGGACUGGCUGCGUACACUGGUGUGAGCAUGAUUUUGGCAUAA